GGGCGCGUCCGCGCCUGCGCGUCCGGGUGAUCGAGUGGUCUCUUGUCUGCUCAUGGGCUCCGCGGCCUAGCGCCCUGUCCCCGCCACCCGUGAUCGCGCGCCGAGGCCCGCGAGGGGUCGCCGUCGAGUUCGGGCCGGUUGGAGCUGCCCGCGCCAGCGGCGAAGGCGGCCCCGGGAUCGCGAAUCGGCGGACGGAGCCGGCGGGCCGCGGGCGGGGCGCCCUUCCUGAGCUCGGCCCGCUGACCACAGCGCUGCCCACCGCGCUCAGCCUCCCAGCAGCCGGCCGGCCAGAGCAUGGCGGCCAUCCCCUCCGGCGGCUCGCUCGUGGCCACCCACGACUACUACCGGCGCCGCCUGGGCUCGGCUUCCAGCAGCAGCUCCUGUGGGAGCACUGAGAGCCCUGGGGAAGCCAUCGCCCACCACCCCGGUUUGCCCAAGGCUGACCCGGGCCACUGGUGGGCGAGCUUCUUUUUCGGAAAGUCCACGCUCCCGUUCAUGGCCACAGUUGUGGAGUCCCCAGAGCACCCCGAAGCUCCCCAGGCCUCCAGAAACAUGACCACCAGUGGCCUAGCCCGAGAAGCCAUGAGCAAGCAGCCCUGCGGCCAGCCCAGCACUGGGCCGGCAUCCUGACGUGAGCCCUGAGCCACAGCCACCAGCUCUGCAACCAGGCUGCAGGACACUGGAGAGAAGACUGUUCUCAGACAGCAGCGGAGGCAGCCAGAGCCCUGGCCUGUACCGCCCACGCACACUCAGCUUUCCUGGCAACCUGUAACUCUUCACCUUGCACCAAGUGGCAAAUAAACUCCAAGCAGCCAGCAAA
Messenger RNA from Nycticebus coucang (slow loris), 820 nucleotides. It is a transcript of the gene PPDPF, whose product is annotated as pancreatic progenitor cell differentiation and proliferation factor. Lineage: Eukaryota; Metazoa; Chordata; Mammalia; Primates; Lorisidae. The coding region runs from base 295 to 630 and encodes 111 amino acids. Gene Ontology annotation, biological process: cell differentiation; multicellular organism development. The record is from RefSeq and is a predicted model, not a curated record. The transcript is spliced from 5 exons.